AUGCAAGACAUAUUCGGAUCAGUUCGUCGAUCACUGGUGUUCCGUACAGCAUCAGACACCGAAGAGUCCCCAGUAACCCUAGUGGACAAGAUCAAUUCCUGCAUUCGAAAAUCCAGAGUCUUCUCAAAACCCUCGCCGCCAUUGCCUUCAAUGCCCAAAGACAAUGCCCCUCCGAUCCGAUGGCGCAAGGGCGAGUUGAUCGGUUGCGGUGCCUUUGGCCGUGUCUACAUGGGGAUGAAUCUUGGUUCUGGAGAGCUUCUUGCUGUUAAACAGGUUCUUAUUGCAGCAAAUAGUGCUUCAAAGGAGAAAACACAGGCUCACAUGAAGGAGCUUGAGGAAGAAGUGAAGCUUCUAAAAAAUCUGUCCCAUCCAAACAUUGUGAGAUAUUUAGGUACAGUGAGGGAGGAGGAAACCUUGAAUAUUCUGUUGGAAUUUGUCCCUGGUGGGUCCAUAUCAUCGCUUCUGGGGAAAUUUGGAUCUUUCCCUGAGGCCGUAAUAAGAACAUACACCAAGCAGUUGUUACUGGGACUAGAAUAUUUGCAUAAAAAUGGAAUCAUGCACAGGGACAUUAAGGGAGCAAAUAUCCUUGUUGAUAAUAAAGGAUGCAUUAAACUUGCAGAUUUUGGGGCAUCCAAACAGGUCGUUGAGCUGGCAACUAUUUCUGGUGCUAAGUCUAUGAAGGGUACACCAUACUGGAUGGCUCCUGAAGUUAUUCUUCAGACUGGUCAUAGCUUCUCUGCUGAUAUAUGGAGUGUUGGAUGUACUGUGAUUGAGAUGGCAACAGGAAAGCCUCCUUGGAGCCAACAGUACCAAGAGGUUGCUGCUCUCUUCCAUAUAGGGACAACAAAGUCUCAUCCACCAAUCCCUGAGCAUCUUUCCUUUGAGGCAAAAGAUUUUUUGCUAAAAUGCCUGCAAAAGGAACCAAAUUUGAGGCCAGUGGCGUCUGAGUUGCUUCAGCAUCCAUUUGUAACUGGGCAACAUAUGGAACCUCAUCCUGUUUUUCGUAAUUCUGUCAUGGUAGAAUCUGAAGUCCCAUCUCCAUCAUAUUCUACAAACCUACACAUCUUCGAGAUGUCAACCUGCCCUGAUUCAGAUGAUAUGUGUAAUUUGGGUAGUUUGCAACACUCAACUAUACAUCCUAACAAGUUGUUGGGAAGUAGAAAUGUUUGGGGAAGAAACAGCAGUGAUGAUGAUAUGUGUCAGAUUGAUGACAAAGACGGUACUAUGGUGGGCAAAGCAAAGCUCGGUUCUUCUUUGAUGCCCGACAACCUUAAGAGCUUUAACCCAAUGUGCGAGCCCACUGAUGAGUUGGGGUGCAAAUUUGGUGGAAGUUCAGAAACAGAACAAAAUGGAAUGAAUCUGGAUACAAAUCACCAAAUGGAUUUUCCUGCCAGCCGUUCUGGAACUAUUGGAGAGGGAGAAAAAGACUUUUUAUUUCCUUGCGGAACAUCACUUGCAGAGGAGGAUGAUGAACUUACUGAAUUAAAAAUUACGGCUUUUUUGGAUGAGAAGGCUCUAGAACUGAAAAAACUGCAAACACCAUUAUAUGAAGAGUUCUACAACAGCCUGAAUGUAGUGUGCUCUCCAAAUUUUUUGGAUAACUCGCCUGAUGAAACCACCUCAAGGUACUUGAAAUUACCUCCCAAAAGCAGAUCGCCUAGUCGGGGUCCAAUUGGUACCCCAUCUGCAGUAGCUGAUGCUCUUAGUUCUGGAAGCCCUGGGAGUAAUGGCAGGCGUGUAUCAAAUAUUGGCAAUGGAAAUGAUCAAACUGCACAGGACAUGCCGUCACCUCCACUCAGUAAUUUGAAAGGUCUUGUAGUUGAUGGACAGCAAGAGCCAGGUAGUCCAAGUAUGAGCUUCUCUGAGAGAGAGAGGAAGUGGAAAGAAGAGCUUGAUCAAGAGCUCGAGAGAAAGCGAGAGAUGAUGCGGCAAGCAGGUGUAGGAGGGAAAUCAUCAUCUCCAAAGGAUCGAGCUUUAAAUAGGCAGAGAGAGCGAACUAGGUUUGCAUCUCCAGGCAAAUGA
Molecule: messenger RNA, 2022 nt
Organism: Prunus armeniaca (apricot)
Lineage: Eukaryota; Viridiplantae; Streptophyta; Magnoliopsida; Rosales; Rosaceae
Source: the annotation of a GenBank genome assembly